Molecule: messenger RNA, 813 nt
Organism: Caenorhabditis elegans
Lineage: Eukaryota; Metazoa; Nematoda; Chromadorea; Rhabditida; Rhabditidae
Gene: F54D12.1
Product: PAN-3 domain-containing protein
Exons: 4
Coding region: 1-813 (270 amino acids)
Source: RefSeq, marked reviewed
AUGUGGCUCCUUUUUCUUAUUUGUUAUGUACUUGUUAAUUCCAUAAUGGUAUCUGUACGUGGUGCACCUGAAAUAUCAACGAGCUACUCGACUGAAAUAAUCAACAGUUUGACAUGGGACGAGUGUGUCAAACAAUGCUUGUCAACGGAAAUCUGUAUAAUGGCAUAUUCGAAUAGCUUAAAUAUAUGUUAUCUAUACGCUGUUGGAGAUGUUAUUGAGGUUAGACACGAUCAGAAUGGAUAUUCAGAAUUAAGGGAUACGGUUUCUUUUAAGAUGCUAACGUGGCCCGAACAAUGCACAAAGCGAUCUGUAGAUAUGUUGCUCGGAAUUAUAAAUCCAUAUAACACAAAGAACAUAAAGACGUACGAAAUUAAGCUUACUCCGGAAAAUGGCAACUAUGAAAUUGAAUACGUGUACUCCAUCACCAGUAACUGUAAAGAUUGGUUGAAGCCUACGCCUACGUGUCAGGACUGCCCUGUCACCAUGUUCAGCUUCACCGGUAUGUUUUUCGCGUACCAAGGCUCUACAUUUACACCGAUUGUCUCGAGUAAAGAGUCAUGGAGGGAGUGUUUGUUCACGUGCUACUUGAAUAAAAACUGUAUGGCGGCUUCGGUGAAUGUCGACGGUUACUGUAACAGCUGGGACUAUGGAAUUCUUACUUCGUGGGAUGCCACGCCUGCGAGUCUUCCGGUCCUUGGAACGAGGCUGCCGUAUUUGGCAUUGAAGGUGAGUGGGGAUUACACGUGGUGUCAGGCUGUCUCAAUACAGUUUGAUCUACAAAAAAUGCGGGAUUUUUUUCCAGAAAAAUUGUGA